Messenger RNA from Manis javanica (Malayan pangolin), 1907 nucleotides. RefSeq lists its product as uncharacterized. Gene Ontology annotation, biological process: negative regulation of transcription by RNA polymerase II. NCBI's taxonomy places the organism in Eukaryota, Metazoa, Chordata, Mammalia, Pholidota, Manidae. Gene Ontology annotation, cellular component: nucleus. The record is from RefSeq and is a predicted model, not a curated record.
AUGUAUAGACCCAAUUUGCACAUCAAUUCAAAGAAAAAUGUUUCAAGUAUUAAGUUGUCAGUUUACCGGCUGGUGGGUGAAGACACCCAGGGUGGAAGCUGUGCUUCUCUUCUGGAUCUCCACCACCUGUCCUGGGCACUGCUGCUCUCCCAGCUAGCAGCCAGCCUGGGAACCAGUCAAACCUGCUAUCCGAGAUUGCAGCUAGGCAAAUGCUCCCAGCUGGCGGAAAGGGAGGAACCUUCCAGAGAGUACCUAAUUAGGAGCCAAGGGGAGAACCCUCAAGAGUACAGACUAAGGGACUCACCCGCCCCCCAGAACAGUGUGAACCCCACAGAAUCCCACUGCACCCCUGAUGUCAGCCUGGAGACUCGUGGCAGGACUGUCAGGUUAUGCAACCCCCACCUCGUUCCCAUCUCCUGGCACUCAGAGGGGCUGGCCUUCAUCAGAGGCUGGCUGACUCAGGUUUGCAGAUGGGAGUGCUCAGGCAGUUCCAGGAGUCAACGUGACGACCCUGCGGGACGACUGAACAAACUGACCUCCCACAGCCGAGCAGAAUGGGUCCCAGCCUGUGCUGAGCCAGCUUUCAGCAUGGGGAUGCCUUUUCUUAGCAGACAGGCCAGCCAGGACAACGGGAGCCCUCUGAGGCCUGAGAGCACUCCUAAAAGAGGACCUGUAAGCUGCCUUUGUCGCAGCCAUUAUCGAUGGCUUUCUCAGCUGAGGGCACUGACACUCUCCCUCUCUCCUCCAGGCCUGUGGGUCCUCAUUGCCCACCCUCCUGCCCGCUGCCCUGGGCACAAGCCAUCAUACCUCUCAGCUGGAAGACUGAGUGUUGCAAGCUUGAGGGAAGACCUGCAGGCCCUGAGAGAGACCCAGGGCCUGAGAGGUGCACAGGUUCCCACGGCUGCGAAGGAAGAAGCCACCUCCUCUCCUUCGCUUUCUCCUUUGGUCCUUGGUACCCCAGAGAGAGCGCCUGCUGAGGGGAAACUGAGUCCUCUCUGGAGUUCUCAGAGAGCCUGCCCCUCCCCCACUGCCAUCAACCUGAGCAGCUCCAGCAGCCAAGAAGAGGAGGGACCCAGCACCCCCCAGGCUCCACGAGAUCCUAAGUCAGUGCUCGCUGCCAUGCUAAACAAGAAGGUGGCUGAACUGGUGCAGUUCCUGAGUGCCAAGUAUGUGACAGAGGAGCCCAUCACGAAGGGAGAAAUGCUGGAGACCGUCAUCAGAGAGGAGAAGGCCUUCCCUGUGAUCUUCAGGAAAGUCUGUGAGUGUGUGGAAACUGUCUUUGGCAUUGAAGUGAAGGAAGUGGACCCCGCCAGCCACUCCUACAUGCUCGUCAAAUCAGCAGACCUCACUUACGACGGGCUGCUGAGGGAUGACCAGGGCGCACCCAGGACCGGUCUCCUGGUACUCAUCCUGGGCGUUAUCCUCGUGAAAGGCAACCGGGCCUCUGAGGAGAGGCUCUGGCAAGUGCUGAAUAUGAUCGGGAUGUGUCCUGGGAAGAAAGAUUUCAUCUAUGGGGAGCCCAGGAAGCUCAUCCCCAAAGAUUUGGUGCAGGAAAAGUACCUGGUGUACCAGCAGCUGCCCGACAGCGAUCCUCCACGCUAUGAGUUCCUGUGGGGGCCGAGGGCACACGUGGAAACCAGCAAGAUGAAAGUCCUCCAGUUAUUCGCCAAGAUCAGUGGAAAUGAUGCCACUUCCUUCCCAUCCUGGUAUGAGGAAGCUUUGAGGGAUGAGAGGGUGAGAGCCCGGGCCGUGCUGGCACCAGUGAAAGUUCCAGCAUCCUGUCCAGCAGCCCCUCCUGCCCUGAGGAGGUCUGAAGCAGGUCCUGAGGCCUAUUUGAAGACAACAGCCAACAUUCUAAGUAGUGGGAAGCAGGGGGGCGGCCUGGGGGAACAUGGUGUAUAACCCUG